CAACUUCUUUUAUCCCAAAGAAUAUCGCCCCCACUUCAUGGCAUGCAAUUAAUUUCUUUAAUAAAUCAUAUACACACCAAAUAGCCUCGUUUCAGCUAUGGCGGCCGAGAAAUCCGAAGUCGAUGUGGACAUGAGGUCCUCAGACGGCACCGAAAGCCAGCCAGCGCCGAUCGAUCACCAAGCCGAGAAACGGCUCGUCCGUAAGAUUGACAAGUACAUUGUUCCAAUGGUUAUGAUGACCUACCUUCUCUGCUUCCUGGACCGCACAAACAUAGGAAACGCACGCCUCUUUGGGCUCGAAGAGGACCUGAAGCUGCACGGAGACCAGUACCAGAUCGCCGUCGCCGUGCUGUUCAUUCCCUACGUCCUAGUCGAAGUCCCCAGCAACAUGCUGCUCAAAAAGUUCACUCCCUCCAAGUGGCUGGCCACGAUUACGGUUAGCUGGGGCAUAGUGUCCACCAUGAUGGGAAUAGUGCAGAGUUUUGGCGGGCUCAUCGCCUGUCGCCUGCUGCUGGGUUUGCUCGAGGGAGGUCUCUUUCCGGGCCUGACUGUCUACCUCACAAUGUUCUACACAAAGCAGGAACUUGCGCUGAGAAUCGGUUACUUAUUUGUCAGCUCUGCACUGGCGGGUGCAUGUGGAGGGCUUCUGGCGUAUGGUAUUGGGUUCGCAGACGGCACGGCCGGCCUUUCAGGAUGGCGAUGGGUGUUUAUCCUUGAGGGCAUCCCAACUGUUCUCUUUGGCAUAGCAAUUUGGCUGUUUCUUGCCGACAGCCCAGAGACUGCAUGGUAUUUAAAUGACGACGAGAAACGGCUGCUCGUUGCUAGACUUGAGCGUCAGACUGGCUUUUAUCAAGAAUUUGACAAGAAGGACGCCAUCUUGGCCUUCAAGGACUGGAAAGUCUGGCUCUUUGCCGCAGCGCAAUUUGGAGUCAACUCGAUGCUAUACAGCUACUCUGUCUUUCUCCCAUCCAUCAUCAAAGGUCUUGGACACUGGACUGCCCCGCAAUCGCAAGCACUCACGGUGCCAUGCUAUAUCCUCGGGGCUAUCAGCUACCUCACCGUGGCAAAGCUCUCCGACAUGCAUCAACUUCGAGGCGUCUACCAGAUCGCAUUUGCUUCAAUAUGCAUUGUCGGCUACGGGAUAUCCCUCGCUAACGUGGGAUCUGCCGUCCACUACUUUGCAACUUUUUUGAUCUCGCUUGGCCUAUUCGUGGCGGUUGGAAUCCCUCUGGCAUGGCUGCCCUCCAACAACCCUCGAUAUGGCAAGCGUACAACGGCGACUGCGAUCCAGAUUAUGGUUUGCAAUUGUUCGGGUAUCGUAGCACCUUUCCUUUAUCCAACCUCGGAUGCUCCACGCUACGUAAUGGGUUACUCAGUAUCAAUUGCAUUGUUGGGCUAUGGAAUCCUCAUCUACGGCUUCAUGUCGCUGUAUCUAAAUCACGUUAACCAGCGGCGUAAGGCAGGCAAGGAAGACCACAAAAUUGUUGGAUUGUCAGAGGAGCAAAUUAAUGCUCUAGGAGAUAAGAGUCCAAGGUUUGUGUAUACUAUUUGAAUAGCUACUAGUUCCUAGUUAGCCGUGUUUUAUAGUAGCCUACCGUUGCCGAG
Molecule: messenger RNA, 1605 nt
Organism: Ilyonectria robusta
Lineage: Eukaryota; Fungi; Ascomycota; Sordariomycetes; Hypocreales; Nectriaceae
Product: putative MFS transporter
Exons: 4
Coding region: 98-1552 (484 amino acids)
Biological process (GO): transmembrane transport
Cellular component (GO): membrane
Molecular function (GO): transmembrane transporter activity
Source: RefSeq, a predicted model, not a curated record